Molecule: messenger RNA, 1320 nt
Organism: Brassica oleracea var. oleracea
Lineage: Eukaryota; Viridiplantae; Streptophyta; Magnoliopsida; Brassicales; Brassicaceae
Product: protein YLS9-like
Exons: 1
Coding region: 358-1137 (259 amino acids)
Cellular component (GO): plasma membrane
Source: RefSeq, a predicted model, not a curated record
UAGGAGUUUUCUUCUGCGAAAAUGCUUAGCAGAUAACAACUGGACUCUCGUGACCUUUUUUUGCAGCGUUUAUUCCUACGUCGUGAUAUAUACGCGCUGGUGUGACGUGUGUAAGCUCUCUGUCCCGCGUUGAGCUGUCACUCUCUUUUGUCUGUCUCCGUCGCUGUUUCUUUGGCUUCCUCUCUCAUUCUCCACCACCACUAUCAUUAAAUCCUUUUUUCUCCCCACUAAUCAACCGUUAAAGAGAAGCUUAAAGCUUAAACGUUCACAGUAAAAUCUCUUAUAAAGAAAGAAACACGCAUCUCCUAAACCUUACCCUUAUCGUUCCACUAAUCAAUAUUUUCAUCUCUCUCCGACAUGACAGACGACAGAGUCUACCCGGCCUCUAAACCUCCCGGCGUUGCCGGAGCAACCGCCAACCCAACUUUCCCGGCGACUAAAGCUCAGCUCUACAGCGCAAACCGCCCCGCUUACCGUCCGCCAGCCCCCCGCCGCCGCACGCAUAGCCGCGGAUGCUGCCGUCGCUGCUGCUGCUGGACGAUUUUCGUAAUCAUCCUCUUGAUCCUUCUCCUCGCCGCCGCGUCCGCCGUCGUUUACCUAAUCUACUGUCCUCAGCGUCCGAGCUUCACCGUCUCUUCCCUCAAAGUCUCCUCUCUCAACCUCACCUCCUCCACGCACCUCGCCACCGCCAUAUCCCUCUCCGUCGUUGCCAAGAACCCGAACAAAAACGUCGGGUUCAGCUACGACGCCGCCGACGUCACGGUCUACAGAGUCUCCCCCGGAGACGAUGACGUUGUGAUCGGUAAAGGCUCGAUCGCGUCGUUUGUGCACGGUGAGAAGAACACGACUCUGCUUAAGUCUACGGUGGGGAGUCCUCCGGGAGAUCUUGACGAGCUGUCGGCGAGUAAGCUCAAGGGAGAUUUGAAGGCGAAGAGAGGAGUGGCGGUUAAGAUUGUUCUUGACACGAAGGUGAAAGUGAAGAUGGGAGCUGUGAAGACGCCUAAGUCAGGGAUCAGGGUUACUUGUGAAGGGAUUAGAGCGGUGGCUCCGACGGGGAAGAAGGCGACGACGGCUGUUACCACCGCUGCUAAGUGUAAGGUUGAUCUCAGGUUCAAGGUCUGGAAAUUCACUUUUUAAAACAUUGGGGAAGGAAAAUGAAAAUCUUACAUUCCAUUUUUUUUGUUAUAUAAAUCCAUUGUUUCAUUUCUUUUUAAUUUGAUUUCAUAUACAGUUUUUUCGAUUCUGGUAAGACUUUAUUUUUUUGUUUAUGUAAAUGAAGAUAUAUACAUUGUGUUCGGUCCAAAUAUUAUUGUUUGUGGU